This is a messenger RNA of Owenia fusiformis, 1871 nucleotides long. The record is from the annotation of a GenBank genome assembly. Lineage: Eukaryota; Metazoa; Annelida; Polychaeta; Sabellida; Oweniidae.
GAGCUGGCCGACACGCAUGUUGCAAUUUUAGAAAUAUUUAUAAAAUCUCAAAUAAGUUCAUGUUCUGAUGAAAUAUGGGGAAGCUAAACGUAACUAUGCUGAGAUACUUAACCAAGGAGGACUUCAGAGUCUUAACAGCAAUUGAGAUGGGGAUGAAGAACCAUGAGCUGGUGCCUGGUCCUCUGAUUGCUUCUAUAGCUAGUUUGAGGUCAGGGGGCUGCCACAAGGUGAUCAGUGAACUCAUCAAACACAGACUUGUCGCUUAUGAGAAAUCAGGGAAAAAAGCGGAUGGCUAUCGACUGACAAAUGCUGGUUAUGACUAUCUGGCUCUGAAAACACUGACUGCCCGAGAUAUUGUAGGCUCUGUUGGCAACCAGAUUGGAGUUGGCAAGGAGUCCGAUAUAUACAUUGUUGCUAAUGAUGAGGAAGAACAGUUUGCCCUAAAGCUACACAGAUUGGGGAGAACAUCAUUUAGAACACUAAAGAACAACAGGGACUAUCACAAACACAGACAGAAGGCCUCCUGGUUGUAUCUCUCACGUCUGUCUGCAAUGAAGGAGUAUGCCUAUAUGAAGGCAUUGUAUGACAGAGGUUUCCCAGUUCCCAAGCCUGUAGAUUUCAAUAGACAUUGUAUCAUCAUGGAGCUGCUAAGCGGUCACCCCUUAUGUCAAAUUCAUGAACUGAAAGACCCAGGCUCUGUUUUCAAUGAUUUGAUGGAACUUCUCGUGAGACUAGCAAACUGUGGUCUCAUACAUGGGGACUUCAAUGAGUUCAACAUCAUGUUAGAUGAGAAAGAUCGGGUGACAAUGUACGACUUCCCACAGAUGGUGUCAACCUCACAUAAGGAUGCAGAGUGGUAUUUUGACCGAGAUGUUCAAUGUAUUCGUACAUUCUUCACCCGGAGGUUUGACUUCGAGAGCGAAAGCUUCCCCAAGUUCUCUGAUAUUGUACGUCAAGAUACAUUAGACGUUGAAAUUGCUGCAAGUGGAUUUACUAAGGAAAUGGAAAAAUCUUUCAAUGAGGUGGCAGAUGAAAUUGGACUACUGAAUGGCCCUGAGGAUUCUGACGGUGCAGAAGACAGUGAUAAUGAAGAAAAUGAAGUACUCAAUGCUCCUGAAAGCCUGUCUGACACUGAGGCAAAUAUAGCCCAAUUAACCCUGACAUCCCCCACAGGUUGUCCCUCACAAGAGGCAAAUACAACGCCAUUAACCUUAGCACAUGAUACUGCAAUAGAGAAAAUUGAUAAUGACAGUGCAAGGGAUACUGGAAAUGAAAAAAACAUAAUAGAUGCAUCUAAAGAUGUUAAUGUGACCAAUGAUAAAGAGCUUGAAGCUGCAGGGACAUCAAAGCCUUUAGAAGAUGAAAUUGAAGACUCUGGUGAUGAGCUUCCUGAACUAGAGAAUAUACAUGAAUUGAACACUGAAUACAAACCAUUUAGAAAUGAAGAUACUUUACAACAUGAAAACUGGCAUUUCAUUGAGGCGGCUAAAGCCAGUAGGACACGAGCAUCAGAUAGCCUGAGUACAUCUGCCAGUACAAUAAUGGCCCCAGAUCUGGUGAAACGUAAAGUGAAAGGACAGAUUAAACAACAGCAGAAAAAGAAGUUUGAGAGAAGAAUACGAAAGGCUGGAGAAUCUGCUGUUGUAACAAAACAUCGGAGAGAUAAUGAACAUAACAUUAAGCAAAGCUUAGAUGCUGUCUGGUUUUAGACCAAUGAAAUCUAUAUUUAAUUAUCAAUUAUAUCUGAAUUCUGUUUUUAUGUCGCCACCACAAGUAGUGACAUAUUGGCAUUGUUAAUUGUUAUAAUCGCCCACUUUUUUGUGGAUGAGGUUCAGCAUCUUGCAGUCGGUGUUCGGAGUUUGGUCUCUGUA